This is a messenger RNA of Pungitius pungitius (ninespine stickleback), 2189 nucleotides long. RefSeq names its product transmembrane protein 26-like. The record is from RefSeq and is a predicted model, not a curated record. Bases 1 to 936 code for a protein of 311 amino acids. The transcript is spliced from 6 exons. Lineage: Eukaryota; Metazoa; Chordata; Actinopteri; Perciformes; Gasterosteidae.
AUGUGCAUAUUCAAGUUUAUCAGUGCGAUCACAACUCGCGCGCUCUUCAUCUUCGUGUCUCUGAUGGGCAUCUGGAGGGUGGUGUGGGUGAAGCACGACCACAUCUACUGGCUCCUCACUGUCCUCUUUCUGCCGCUUGUCGUUGAAAUGAUAAUCACACUGAAGAGUCGCAAGGGACAAGAUUAUAAAUGGUUUUCUCCUGCUAUCUUUCUAUUUCUCAUCAGUAUUAUUCCCUCCAUUUGGAUCCUGGAGCUCCACCAACAGCAUGAAAAAGUCAGCAUUGCCCAGUGCAAAAAGCCUGACUUGUGGAAGAAUCCUUUAGAGGAGAUGUUUGGCAACAAGACCUGGGGAAACAUCACUAACAAAAUCUCUCCCCUCCAGGCGUCUAAAACCUGUCCCUACAACUGGAUCCUAGUUCUUCAUCAGAGCGCACUCCUCCUCCUCAUUGUGGGGAGAUGGCUCCUCCCGUUGGGAGGCGGAGUCACGCGUGAUGAGCUGUCGCAGCUUCUCAUAAUUUCUGUUGGCACCGCAGCAGACAUCCUCGAGUUUACCAGUGAGACGCUGUCGGAUGUCAAAGACAACAAUCAUCAGCUGGUCUACAUCAUCUUAGCCGUAUGGACUUGGAGCAUGCUGCAAUUCCCCCUAAAUGUGGCCGCAUUGAACUCCAAGCCAGACAGUGAUGGGAAGGAGGGGCCCAGCGAGGUCUCCCUCUGUGCGAACAUCUGGAGCAUCCUGGUGGCCUUGUUCAUCCAAGACGUGCCUUUCCUGGUGGUCAGGCUCACCGUCAUGACCUACUUUCACGUCUUCCAUCAAAUGCUAGUGUUCUUCACCAUCAAGAACUCUCUGGUGGUCACACUGAACUUGUACCGGCUGGUUGUCUUAUGCAUGGACUCGCGCAGAAGAGCCCGCCGCGGCAGCGCCAUCCCGAGUGUUUGACCAUCUUCUCACAGGGGAAUGAUGGCGAUGGAGAGCACAAGUGUACAUUUACAUCCGAGUUUGUAACUGCCGUCUCUUGUAAGUAUGUGUACAUGAGCAUGUUGGGCUAAAACCUGGUUUAAGUUGUGUAAAAGAAAGGCCUCAGAAAAACAGGAAAAUGGUAAAGUCAUGUCAGAUUUAUUUAAUAAAUCACUCAAUAGCACAAAUCAUAAACCUCCCUCGAGGGGCUUUACACUCUAACGGCAACAUAGGACACAUUCUAUCCUCUUUAACCCUAUUGUUUUUUUAAACCUGUUGAAAAAAACUGUGGGGGUCCAAGUCAAUAAAAUAUCAGAUGUGCACAUUUCUUAGCCUUCUCAGCACAAUAACAUCAACAGAUGUUAAAGCACCACUUGUGCCUCACCUACAGUAAAGUGAAGCCAGGCUGCUGUUUCAGUAAGGACAGAAUUUAAACAGUGUGAUGUACAGCGUUGUGUUGAGCAGAAGAAAGUCAAAAAGAUAUACUAGAAGACAUAAAGCCACAGGCCCAAUCCCAAUUAAGGGUUGUUGCACUGUUAGCCUGCUUUAACUGAGGGAUGUAUCUCUGUGGCAUACAAGAAACUGCUGUUUGUGUCGUUAUGCAUGUUAUAGUCAUUGUUCUAUGUUAAUGUGCUUGUCCUUAUUCACCCCAAAUAAAGCAACCCAUACCAUUAUCUGCUUUCUUUAAUUUAUUUCUCAUUAUUUCAAAAAUAUGCUCUUGGAAUAUUACUUUUACAAUAGUGCUGUAUUGGCCAUGUCAAAAGCAGUGCAACGAAACGUCUUGCGGUAAGGUCCCUGGUCCAGAGCUUGUGCAGAGCUUUAUGCACAAUUAUAUGCAAUUAGCUACUCUUUCUGUCUCUGUCAAUUGCAUUUACUUUCAUACAGAAGCAGCUUUAUACACUUAUAACACCUGAAGAUGUGGUACAUAUACAUGCAGUCUUGAUUCAGGUGUUCACAAGGGUCAUUUACAUUUUAAACAAUAGUAAAACUAGUUCUUUAAUUAAGUAAAUUGUAGCAAAUCGUAGUCAACAAAAUUGUGAGUACAUGACAUUUCUGAGUGGCUUCGUAACUGCAGCCGCUGGUGAGCAAAAAUUUUGAAUGUCAAGCACUGGACUUUAUGGUCAAACGACAAAAGGGCAAUUGUACUCCACAACAUACCUAUGAGUCAGAGUGCGCUGGCCCGACACCUCGUGGCCUACUGAGGUACUGCACCAUCUCGCCCCACUUUCUCGCUC